UUUUACGUCAAACUUGUCAAAAGUGACACUCUGUGGCGGUGUUCUGCAACGUAGUGACUAGUGAUUAUGUCAUAUACUCUUUGGUGCUCUGUAGCAACGGUUUACGUUUAACCGACCGAACGUAGUCUCUCGCUUUGUGUGUGUAACUCAUGAUAACAUUUUAAGUUUAAACUGAAGAAUAAGUAUUACACUUCAAUUAACAUUUUAAAGUUCUCAAAAUGACUGCAGGAACGUUAUCAAACUCCAAAACUAAACCAGUGAAUAUAUCAGAGGUCGUCCAAAAAGCCCGGAACACAUUCAACAGCGGCGUCACAAGGCCACUGGAAUGGAGAAAGAAACAAUUGAAGAGUUUAUUGAGGAUGUACGAAGAGAACAAAAACGCUAUGAUAGAUGCUCUCGUCAAAGAUUUGAGGCGGAGCAAGACGGAAGCGAUACUGUUAGAAGUCGAUUACCUGAUAAAUGAUCUAAGCAAUACGCUGAAUAAUUUCGAUGAAUGGACAAAACCCGAAAAGCCUCCGAAAGGUAUAGUAAACGUUUUAGAUGACGUGGUUAUCUAUAACGACCCGUAUGGCGUGGUGCUCGUUAUCGGCGCGUGGAACUACCCUCUGCAGCUAUUGUUGCUGCCCAUGGCUGGUGCAAUCGCCGCAGGAAACGUGGUCAUCGUCAAACCCAGCGAAUUAGCGGUCGCUAGUUCACAGUUCAUUGUCGAAACUCUGCCCAAAUAUUUGGAUAAUGAUGCAGUUUUAAUCGUAGAAGGAGGUGCGGAAGAGACGACCGAAUUACUACAACACAAAUUGGACUAUAUCUUCUAUACUGGAGGCACAAAUGUUGGAAAGAUCGUAUAUGCUGCGGCUACCAAACACCUCACUCCUGUUACAUUGGAAUUGGGAGGGAAAAGCCCAGUGUACAUUGACAAUACAGUGGAUAUGGAGGUAACAGUAAAACGUGUGCUGUGGGGUAAAUUUAUCAAUGUUGGCCAGACUUGCAUCGCUCCAGACUACAUUCUGUGCUCCAAGGAAGUACAGGACAAAUUUGUUGAAAUAAGCAAAAAUGUAUUAAAAGAAUGGUACGGAGAGGACCCCCAGAAAUCACCGGAUCUUUGUAGGAUCAUUAACAGCAGACAUUUCAGCCGUCUCCAAGCAUUAGUUGAUGCAAGUAAGGAUAAAAUAGCUAUCGGCGGUCGCUACGAUGCUCAGGAUCGUUUCAUAGCCCCCACUAUCCUUAAGAAUGUUACCACAAGCGAUAAAAUUAUGGAAGACGAAAUAUUCGGUCCUAUCUUACCGAUAGUGCCUGUUGAAAAUGCAUAUGAAGCGAUCCAAUUCAUUAACUCGAGGGAAAAACCUUUGGUGCUGUACGUGUUCUCGACGAACAAGGAGGUGACAAAGAAAUUAGUCGAAAAUACUAGCAGCGGCGGCAUGUGCGUUAACGAUACUGUCAUGCAAAUGGGAGUUGAUACGUUACCGUUCGGUGGUGUUGGUAACAGCGGUAUAGGUGCAUACCACGGCAAGAAGUCCUUCGAUACAUUUACGCACAAGAAGAGUUGCUUGGUGCGAAACUUCGCAGCCAUUGGAGAGAAACUUGCUUCCGGUCGCUACCCACCCUACUCCGACAGCAAGCUGAAUUUUAUCUCAACAUUGAUGAAGAAGCGCCAAGGUCCAUCCUUCACAUACUUGCCACACUUCAUUGCCUUUGCCCUAGGAGUUGGUCUCUCUUACGGAAUAUUCGCUUGGCAGAAGGUGGCCUCAGAUGAAUUAUAAGUCAAAACUGUACCAAGACUUCAGGAGUGUGAUAUUUUUUUAUGUUGAAUGAUUUUUUAUUACAUGUUAUGGAAAAUAUUUAUUUAAGAUAAUACUGGAAAAAUAUAAAUAAUAGCACAAAUCAUUACCUCAACGAUAACAUAAUUCAUGCUUACAGUACAGUCUUGUCUCACACAUUAUUAAAAAAAAAAAACAUUUAUUUUAUAACUAGAGUGCAUUCCAUUUUUCCUAUGGUGUAGUCUUUUUUAUUUAUAUUUUGAUUU
Nymphalis io (European peacock) is the source of this 2020-nucleotide messenger RNA. It is a transcript of the gene Aldh-III, whose product is annotated as aldehyde dehydrogenase, dimeric NADP-preferring. The record is from RefSeq and is a predicted model, not a curated record. Lineage: Eukaryota; Metazoa; Arthropoda; Insecta; Lepidoptera; Nymphalidae. Bases 219 to 1757 code for a protein of 512 amino acids. Gene Ontology annotation, biological process: aldehyde metabolic process. Gene Ontology annotation, molecular function: aldehyde dehydrogenase (NAD+) activity. The transcript is spliced from 11 exons. Gene Ontology annotation, cellular component: cytoplasm.